Molecule: messenger RNA, 1605 nt
Organism: Chara braunii
Lineage: Eukaryota; Viridiplantae; Streptophyta; Charophyceae; Charales; Characeae
Source: the annotation of a GenBank genome assembly
ACGCGAACAGAGGAGGGAGUCGGAAUGGGAGAUGGGUUGGGACGUGGUCGGGGGAGGAAGGGGAGAGAGGGAGAGGUCGGGACGGGGAGGUCGGGAUGGGAGGUCGGGACCGGGAGGUCGGGUUUGUCACGCAAGGUCGCGGUCGGGAUGGGGGACGGGAAUGGAGAAGGGAAAGGUCGGGAUCAGGUCAAGAGGACGAGGUCGGGGGAGCAAAGGGAGAGAGGGAGAGGUCGGGACGGGGAGAUCGGGAUGGAGGUCGGGAUGGGAGGCGCAAACAGAGGAGGGAGAGGUCAAGAUCAGGGAGGGAGAGUUAGGACGAUGUCGAGGUCGGGAUGGGAUGGGAGUCGGGAGGGGGAUGGGAGAUGGGUUGGGACGCGAUCGGGGGAGCAACGAUAGAGAGGGAGAGGUUGGGAUGGGAGGUCGGGAUGGGAGACGCGAACAGAGGAGGGAGAGGUCGGGAUUAGGGAGGGAGAGUUGGGACGAUGUCGAGGGAAGGAAGGAGAGGGGCAGAGAGGUCAAGACGGGAAGGAAGGGAAGGUGGCAGGGAGAGGUCGCGAUCAGGGAAGGAGAGUUGGGACGACGUCGAGAUCGGGAUGGGAGAGGGGUUGGGAUGCGGUCGAGGGAGCAAGGGCAGAGAGGGAGAGGUCGGGACGGGGAGGUCGGGAUGGGAGGUGGGAACCGGGAGGUCGGGAUGGGAGAUGUGAACAAAGGAGGGAGUCAGGAUGGGAGACGGGUCGGGAUGGGAGGGUGGUUGGGACGCGGUCGGUGGAGCAAGGGCAGGGAGGGAGACAUCGGGACAGGGAGGUCGGGAUGGGAGGUCGGGACCGGGAGGUCGAGUUUGUCGCGCAAGGUCGCGGUCUGGAUGGGGGACGGGAACGGAGAAGAGAAAGGUCGGGAUCAGGUCGGGAUCACGUGGUCGGGGAAGCAAAUGGAGAGAGGGAGAGGUCGGGACGGGGAGAUCGGGAUGGGAGGUCGGGAUGGGAGGUCGGGAUGGAAGGCGCGAACAGAGGAGGGAGAGGUCGAGAUCAGGGAGGGAGAGUUGGGACGAUAUCGAGGUCGGGAUGGGAUGGGAGUCGGGAGGUCGGGAUGGGAGAUGGGUUGGGACGCGGUCGGGGGAGCAAGGGCGGAGAGGGAGAGGUCGGGACGGGGAGGUCGGGAUGGGAGGUCGGGAUGGGAGACGCGAACAGAGGAGGGAGAGGUCGGGAUUAGGGAGGGAGAGUUGGGACGAUCUCGAGGGAAGGAAGGAGAGGGGGAGAGAGGUCGAGACGGGAAGGAAGGGAAGGUGGCAGGGAGAGGUCGUGAUCAGGGAGCGAGAGUCGGGACGAUGUCGAGGUCAGGAUGGGAUGGGAGUCGAGUGGGACAUGUCGGGACGGGGAGAUCGGGAUGGGAGGUCAGGACCGGGAGGUCGGGAUGGGAGACGCAAACAGAGGAGGGAGACGUCGGGAUCAGUGAGGGAGAGUUGGGACGAUGUCGAGGCCGGGAUGGGAUGGGAGUCGGGAAAUCGGGAUGGGAGACGGCUCGGGGCGCGGUCGGGUGAGCAAGGGGAGAGAGGGAGAGGUCGGGACGGGGAGGUCGGGAUGUGUGGUACUCGCUGCGCUCGGUUCG